Molecule: messenger RNA, 6086 nt
Organism: Syngnathus acus (greater pipefish)
Lineage: Eukaryota; Metazoa; Chordata; Actinopteri; Syngnathiformes; Syngnathidae
Product: girdin-like
Exons: 29
Coding region: 291-5711 (1806 amino acids)
Biological process (GO): cytoplasmic microtubule organization; cytoskeleton-dependent intracellular transport
Cellular component (GO): centrosome; cytoplasm
Molecular function (GO): microtubule binding; dynein light intermediate chain binding
Source: RefSeq, a predicted model, not a curated record
UCUGAGGGAGAGCAGGAGGGGAGGGAGCUACACAAGCCUUUGCAACAUUUUGGAUCAGUGGAGGAUGCUUGGUAUUGUAUCUGAACUGUUUGCUGAAGACAACAGACGAUGUCAUCGCUGAAGAUGUUGAGGAGGGAAAGAACCAGGUGAACAGGCAGGCGUUGUCUACAAUCUUAAAAAAAAAAGAAAUUGGAUAUUUCACAUGUAAGAGCGACCGCCUUAUGCCUCAAGGAAGUUAGACGAGUUGGGAUUUUACAGUGGAUGUAUUUCUGACAAACCUUUGGGUGAAGAUGGAAAGCGUUUUUUUCCAGCCCAUCCUGGAUCAGUUCAUGAUGAGCCCACUUGUCACCUGGGUGAGGACUUUUGCUUCUCAUGACGAAAGCCGGCAUGCGGACUUCAAUGAAUUGUUGGAUGGAGUCUUUUUGAAUGAAGUUAUGAGCCAAAUACAUCCUACAGCCGUACCUCAAACUACAACCAAAAUGAGCAAGGAUCCAAGUCAGCGAGUCCAGAACCUGACCUUUCUUGUUCAGCAAAUCAAAGCAUAUUAUCUGGAAAACCUGAGACAGUUGAUUCUGAUUCCUCUUCCAAAUGUGCUGCAGCUUUCGAGAACUCCUCACACUGAGCAAAGUCUGGUGGAAAUGAAGAAACUAUUGUUGUUACUCCUGGGAUGUGCAGUUCAGUGUGAGAAGAAAGAGAAGUACAUUGAAAUAAUCCAGGCGCUUGACUUUGACACAAAAGCAGCAAUAGCUGUGCACAUUCAAGAGCUAACCCACAGUCAAGACAACCUGCUCGACCUACAUUGGUUGGAGUGCAGUAACAUGCCCGCCGAUGAGCUGGAGGUUGUAGCAAAGACCAUAGCUGCCAAUCUUCAGCACUUGCUGGACCAGAGGGACUCCCAUCUGGAGACGAUAGCAGAGCUAACACAAGAAAGGGAAGGUGUGGUUCGUGUGCUUUGUAGCUCAUCCGGCCCGCAGUCGGCCGUCUAUCCUGCCAUCAUGCAACAGCACCAGGCGGGAACUCAGCAACACUUGGUGGUGGAACUUGCAGACUCAAAAGCCAAGAUUAGGCGACUUAGACACGAGCUAGAAGAGAAGAGUGAACAAUUGCUGGACAACAGACACGACCUGGAGAACAUGGAGGCAGAGCUCAAGAGGAUCCAGCAGGAGAACUUGAAGCUGCUUGUCGAUGCCCGAGCAGCCCGUGCCUAUCGCGAUGAGCUGGAUGCUCUGAGAGAGCGUGCGCUCAAAGCUGAUAAGCUGGAGUGUGAGGUCGGACGCUACAGGGAGCAAAUGCACAAGAUGGAAUUUUACAAGGCCAAAAUGGAGGAGCUCAAGGAGGAUAUCAGAGUGCUGCAGGAAACCAAAGAGGUACUAGAAGAUCAGCUGGCAGGCUGGAGAGCACGCUCAGAUCAAAUCCACCAGCUGGAGAAACACAGCCUGCUACUGAAGGCCCGCAUACAUGACAUGGAACAAGGAAGAGAUGCAGAUCGUAAAUGCAUUGAGGAGCUGCAGGAUGAAAAUUUGACUCUGUGUUUAGCACAGAGGAGGAGCAUGGAGGAGUCCCAGCACUUGGGAUGGGAGUUAGAACAACUUUCCAAAAGCACAGACAACUCUCAGGGACAGCAGACUUUAAGUGAGGAAGUGAAUGAGAGGAUCCGAAGUCGGCUGUUGAAGUUGGAGAAGGAGAACCAAAGUCUCCUGAAGACCAUCGAGGAGCUCAGCAAUGCCCGUCUUCACCACAACACGCAUUCCGACAAACGCAGCCACCACAGCGAGAAGGAUCGUGUCCGGCAGGUGGUCUGUUGCGCCGACAAGUGGACCUCAGAUGAAAACAAAUCACUGACUUCCUGCUCACGUGAGCAAAACUGCAGAAAUGCAUCCAACCUUGGUACAAUAAAAGACAUUUUUAAAACAGAUGCUGAAGAUCAAACACCAGAGCAAGACCAUGCGGGCCUUUGCCAAUCAGCUAAUACAGUCAGUCAUAUUCAGGAGAAAGGAAAGUUAGAGGACAACAUCGGCGGGCAUUUUAAAGCAGCUGAUUUGGAAGAAAAUAUUUCAAAUAGUGCUCAUUACGCUGUUGCGUCACAUAAUCCCUCUCCUGGUUCAAGAAGCAGCAGUUCCAGCCAUGACGGCAUUUUUAUUUGCCAGCCAACACGCUUCACUCACACCAACAAGCACACGCAGCAUCUGGAGGCCAAAUGCAAGGCAUUGGACUCCAUUAAUCAACAACUGCAAACUUCCCUUGGUAACACAGAGCGAAAAGUCCACCGAUUGGAGACUGAGGUUCAAGAACUGGAGGCAGACAACCAAAGCCUCCAGGCCACAUUAGAGGAACUCCGGAUUACUGCACGCCGUCUGGACCAAGUGGAAACAGAGAAGCAGAGUUUGGAACAAGAAACAGCAGCAUUGGAAAAGGUUAAGAGACAACUGGAAAAGGAGACUCGACGAUUGCGCCAGCAGGCUGAAAUUCAAGAAGCCAACUUAGAUAGCAGUAAUGUCUGCAUGGCGAGCCUGGAAAGGGAGAUGCGCUGUCUGGUAAAGGAGGUGGAGGAGUUGAGGGAGACAGCUGAAAGGGUCAAAGGGCUGGAGAGAGACAACAGAGAACUGGCCAAGCAAGCUGCGAUUGACCAAAGGACCUUGGACACCCUUAGAAAGGAACUUGUCAGUGAGAAACUGAAGACCCGCCAGAAAGAGGAUGAACUAGAGCGUCUGUCCCAUGAGCACGAGAUAAGAAUUCUCAACAGAGAGAAUAAACAAUCUGUGGAACUCGACACAGCCGAACGCAGAAGGUUCAAUAUGCUGGAGUCAGAGCUGGAGUUGUCCAUGAAGAAGUGUCUUCAAAUUAAAGACGACAAGUUGGCUGUCCUGGAGUCCCGUCUACAAGAAUCCUCGAACCUUAACGAGCAUCUUCGCCACGAACUCAGAACUGUGAAAGUGAGCUAUGAGGCCUUGCAGCAAAAACACGAAGAGGAGGUGACUGAAUCAUGCGCCACCCCUCUGAGAGAGAAUGGAAAGGAAAUGAGUGAAUGGUUGCGUGAAAGCCACGAAGCCACCAAAGAGCUCCUGAAUAUUAAAGACCGACUGAUUGAAGUAGAGAGGAACAACGCAACACUGGAGACAGAGCGCCAGGCUACGCAGGCCCAUCUGAAGCAGCUGGAGAGUCAGUCUGACAGUCAACAGGCUCAGAUCCUCGCCCUGCAGAGGCAAGCUGCCACCCUGCAGGAGAACACCACCACUUUGCAGGCACUCAAUGCGGACUUGCAGGUGGAAAAAUCCACAUUGAACUCCCAGAGUGCUUCCCUAAUGGCUCAGAAUGCUCAGUUGCAGCAGCAGCAGGUGGGAACAGAAAGCGAGAGGGACAGUGCCAUACGUGAACGCGAAGAGCUGCGAGGUGCCCAUGAGCAGCUAUUACGGGAUCACGAGCGUCUGGCGGCUCUCCACGAGCGGCAAGCCGCAGAGUAUGAAGUCCUCAUGGGGAAACACGGCUGUCUGAAAAAUGCCCAUCGGACGCUGGAGCUCGAACACCGCACACUGCAGGACAGGUACAACAACCUGUUGCAGCAACGGACCAAAUUAGAAGAUCUGGAAAAGGCCCUGAAGGAAGAGCAGAUGAGAAUGAGUCUGGAGAAGGAACAUCAUAGGACCGCUGCCGCUGAAUGUUGCAGGCUUCGGGAUGAGAAAGACUGGCUGAACCAAACUUAUCGUCAACUUCUGAACGACAAUGAGCAGCUGAAAGCAGAUCACAAGCAGCUGAAGAGCCAACUAAAUGAGAGCAAGCUGGCUCACACCUGGCUGGAGGCCGACUAUUCCAAGCUUAAAAAGGAGUACCAGCAACUUGAUAUCACCUCCACAAAACUCACCAACCAGUGCGAGCUGCUGAGCCAGUUGAAGGGGAACCUGGAGGAGGAGAAUCAUCAUCUUCUGAGUCAAAUUGACACACUGAUGCUGCAGAACCGGACUCUGUUGGAACAGACAAUGGAGAGCAAAGAUCUGUUUCACAUAGAGGAACGACAAUAUAUUGACAAACUUAAUGAUUUGAGGAGACAAAAGGAGAAGCUCGAGGAGAAGAUAAUGGACCAGUAUAAGUUUUAUGAGCCCUCACCUCCUCGCAGGCGAGGAAACUGGAUCGCUCUUAAGCUGAAGAAGUUGAUCAAAUCGAAUAGCCGUGAACAGGGACUAGAACAUUCACUCACACCGACACACUCGGAGGCUCAGCUCUCAUGUCACGAUAGCAGCUCCUUCUUUAGUUCAGAUGGUUCUGCCGGCUCCACCUCCACAUCAGUAGGUGACAUCAUGCCAUCACAGCCUAGCACCACACUGAAAGUGUUGCCCCAUAUGAGAAGCAAGCCGAAGAACAAAGAUAAACUGAAGUCUCUCAUCCAACGUUCCUUGUCCCUGAGCAGCUUGCUGUACACCUCUGCCCCGUUGGAGCAGAAGCAGUUCACAUCCAGCUCAGAGGAGUUGGAAGGCUCUGAAGCUGAUGUGCAGGACAGGAAAACAAUAUCGACCUCAUUCCUAAGCACAUCCAUCCUAUCCACACGACACUUGAAUCCCACCACUGAACUAUUCAUGCAACUCCACGCUACAGCCAGUGACACUGAUGUCCCAGAUGUGUCACAGCUACAGCUAGACAAGGAUUCAAGCGAUAGUGCUGCACCAUCUGGUUUGGAGGACGACGAGCUGCAGCAUCAGGGGCUUAAUGUCACCCAGAGUCGAGCCCAAAGUGAGAGCAGCGGUGAGUUCAGCAUCAGCCUGGAUAAUGAGCCCUGGUCAAAUGGUAGCAGCCCUGUCCAGCAGCCACUGUCUCGCCACACCUCUGUCUCGUACCAUCCGCCAAGAGACACCUCGACACCCCAACGCACACAGCAAACCUCCUCCACAGCGCACAAACAGAAAGCCUUGACCAUCCCUCCAGCAAACAGCCAGGAAUCAGAGCUCAAACUAAUUCAUCAACAGAAAGAGCCUACAAUAAGCCACGAUUUCUGGCUCGCACGGGGAACAAAAAGCAUCAGAAGGGGCUCUAAAGGAAAACGUCGCUCAUCAGAUUCAGUGGCCACGUUAAGCACAAAUUUAAGAUCGAAUACCGAUUGUACCCACACUUUAGCUUGUUCACCAGUUACAGUGUUUUAUGUUCAGGGUAAGUCGUCCUCUAUGUCUGGGUGCCUCAAUUGCUUCUCCAAUCCACUGGGAAAAGAAGGGCGACUCAAAGGCUUGUCGAAAAGUCUUCCUCGUGCCAGCAGUGUCAUUUCCACAGCCGAUGGGUCAUCUAGACAUCCCAGCAUCACUAAUGACUGCAGGGUGGUAGUGAAGACUGAGACACUUCCUGGUUCCAUUUCAGAAAAGCACAAUAUCCAGAAACAAGAAACAGCAGCAGCAUCCAAUCAGCAAGUCAGUGAAAGCAGAGCACCUGAGUUCAGUCCUCCAGUCAAACCUCCAAGAGACCCAACAGUCCUUGUUGCCAAAGACCACUCGAAACCCCCUGUGCAGGAAUCAGAUUUAAACCCCCCAUUUAGUCUUAACUCUGUCUUCUCAAACACAAUCUUCACCGAUUCAGAAGGGAGUCAUAUGGAUGCUCUUGCGGGGAACAACCAGAUGGAUAUUUCCCUCGACAAGUCCACCUGCAAAGCAAAACUGCACUCCAGUGAGCCACAAGUAUUCUCAACACAGAUUGCAAACACUCAAAAUGGAAAAAGCGAAGAAUCACAAUCUUGAUCAUGGUGCUGACUUGAGAUGAGGAGCAAGAAGUAUAUCUGUAGUUAGUACACAUCGUUUGUCAGUGCAUUAAUAACAUUACCCAUUUGUACAGUAUGUAACAGAUGUUUUAGUGAUCUAUGUUUAUUUCUUUAUUACAAGGAAUCUGCUUAAAUUAAUAUCAGUUAUAUGUUUUCAUAUUUUAUGUAUACUUUUACAGGAAAUGGGAGGGACAAUUGAGUGAACCCUUGGAUAUAAUAACUGGUUGAGCCUCAUUUAGCAGCAAUAAAGUCAACCAAACACUUUUUUUAGCUGCAGAUGAGCUCAGACAAAGAUCAGGAAUACACAGCCUAGAUUCAUUUACUUUUUUCCUCUAUGUCCGGUAAAUAUUUACUU